CAGAACAGCAAUUCCCACUGAGCAAUGAGACGGGAGGUAGAAAGGGGUCUAAAGGCAAGGAAAGAAAACUAAAGAAAAAUCUUUACCUGCUGGCACAGGUGAGAAAAAACAGCCCUAAGAACCAUGCAGUUUUCCAGUUUCACGAAGGCACCAGAUGAGACUUUUGACUAUUUGUUCAAGAUCAUCCUCAUUGGAGACUCGAAUGUGGGAAAGACAUGCGUGGUGCAACACUUUAAAUCUGGGCUCUAUACAGACACACAGCAGAACACAAUUGGUGUGGACUUCACAGUACGCUCUCUUGAGAUAGAUGGGAAAAAAGUGAAGAUGCAGGUAUGGGACACUGCUGGCCAGGAACGAUUCCGGACAAUCACCCAGAGCUACUAUAGAAGUGCGAAUGCUGCCAUCAUUGCCUAUGAUUUGACAAGGCGAUCCACUUUUGAAUCUGUUCCUCAUUGGAUCCAUGAAAUAGAAAAAUACGGAGCGGCAAAUUUGGUCAUAAUGCUUAUUGGGAACAAGGCUGACCUAUGGGAUAAACGUCAUGUUCUUUUUGAAGAUGCUUGCACCCUGGCAGAAAAAUAUGGCCUUCUCGCAGUUUUGGAGACUUCAGCUAAAGAGUCCAAGAACAUUGAGGAAGUGUUCAUGCUAAUGGCAAGGGAGCUGAUUGCCCGGAAUGAAUUGAACUUUUAUGGGGAGGGUCCACAGAACAAUGUCGUCUUGGAUUCUAGUCCAAUUCUCAUCACUUCAAGUCCAAGUUCAAAGAACAACUGCAAUUGUUAAAAGCGGGGAGGGAGAAAGGGGGAGGCAGAGUGUGCUGUUAGAGAGGCAAUCUCUGAAACCCAAAUUAGUCAGAAAUCCGGCUGUCCAAUGUGUUAGGUUUUAGACCUUGCAAUGGCUGUUCUAUUAUUCCCUUUCAAUUCCCCAGGCUUUCUUCCAGCAUGUAUAGUUGCUACUUUUGUCCUCCUGUAUCAACAAAGAAACCUCUCGAGGCCAUAUCCACUGACUGAAGGAAGUUCGAUUUAAUAUAAGUAUUUAUUGUAUGUCUACUAUGUGCCAGGCACGGUUCUAGGUGCUGGGAAUACCAAGACAAAAAUGAAAUAGGUUCUGCCUUCAAGAUGUUUACAUUCUACCACGAAAGGCUUCUUUUUAAAGGCAGUACUUAAGAGGAGUUUUGAAGGAAAUUAAGGAGUCUAGGGGGCAGAAGUAAGAAGAGAGUGUCUCCUAGAGACAAGCCACCUUUUUCCUUAGUCUUACUAUUAAAAUGAAGUUUAGCGUUGGGGGUAGGAGGGAUGGAUAAUGGUUCCCCGUCAUUAGCCCUGGUAAAAUCCUAGAUCUAGCUUUUGGCCACAGUGUUUUCCUUAAGUGUUGAAGAAAAGGAGGGGCCUACAAGUUGGGAGGAAAGUAGAACAGAAUAUCAAGAAAAAGGAAAGGCUGGAAAGCAUACUUUAGAGUGGCUUGUAUCCACUCACAAGUUGGGUUUGGUGUGGUUUUAAAAAAAAAAAUUUGGAGGGGAGUGGGGAAUUUGAGUAUAGUAAAGUUAAAGACAUCAAAUAGCAUAACCUUGCUUCACAUUUUUUUUCUUCAUACCCAUCUAAUUCAAGAAAUGAUAAAACCAUCAGUACCUGACCUCUGGAAUUGAAGCUUUCUUAGCAUAUUUAAUUAGUUUACUAAUGAAUUAAUUUAGUUAGUUUCAUUUCAUUGGGCUUUUUUCUGUUUAUAUCAAUGUGGUAGUUGUUUUCCUGAUCUUGCUUACUUCAGUCUUCUUCAUUUCAUAGGUUUUCUCAUCAUUUUUCAGUCUUCUUAUGGGCCAGUAAUGUUCCACUACACUGAGGUACCACAACUUGAUUAGCCAUACUCCAAUCCAUGGCACCUGCCAUAUUUCCAGGUUUAUUUUGCUCCCAGAAAAAAGUACUACUGUGAAUAUUUUUGUAUAUCUAUGACUUUUCUGUCCUCCUUUGAGCUCUUUGGUGUUGGUAUAUUCCCAGCAAUGGGAUCUUUGGGUCAAAGAGUAUAAACAUUUUUUAAAAAAAACACAA
This is a messenger RNA of Trichosurus vulpecula (common brushtail), 2033 nucleotides long. It is a transcript of the gene RAB19, whose product is annotated as RAB19, member RAS oncogene family. Gene Ontology annotation, molecular function: GTP binding; GTPase activity. Bases 124 to 777 code for a protein of 217 amino acids. NCBI's taxonomy places the organism in Eukaryota, Metazoa, Chordata, Mammalia, Diprotodontia, Phalangeridae. The transcript is spliced from 4 exons. Gene Ontology annotation, cellular component: trans-Golgi network. The record is from RefSeq and is a predicted model, not a curated record.